GUCUUGUUUCUCAUGCGUCGCGCGUGUGGGUGAGACGACAUCGCACACCGGCGCAUCGUACGACGUGACGCGGGCGAAAACGCGUGCCGCGAUCAGUGACAGACAAAAUGGCGGAGCGCCUGAUGCAGCAGUGGUAGUAGAGCGGUGCAUAUCGCGCGGACUACGUCAACGUGUGCGACGUACGGGGGUGGGGGGAGGGCAGUUGGACGUGACGAGAGCCCGACAACAGCUGGACGGUAACCAUGGAACGUGCGCUCUCGACGACAACGAGACGUCGCGGUCACCAGCAUCACCCGCGACAUACCACGCGACGACGUCUCGACGCCUCCAGCAGAGGACCCGCGCAGUGUGGCCCUGCUGGCACCGUCAAAGACCCCGCCGACGAGGAGACCGUCGACGCGGUCGACUGCCGUCUCGGGACGACGGAGGCCCCGGUGUCGCGUGUCACGCUCGCCAGGUGGUCGACGAGGAUCGGCGAGAUCGAGACGAAGGACGCGAGAGCGCAGAUCGAGAACGAUCGUAGAGACGAUGACGUCCGACAAAGGCUCGCGCAGUGUAGCCUGGACGUUCCCGCGCUCGAGAGCAAGAAUGCCUGCGAGACGCGCGACGAGACGACGAAGGAAUCCCCCAGGUCCGGCGGGGAAAAGGCUUCCGAUGACGAUCACGAGAGCGAUCGGCGGAGUAAGAGCGACUCGCCCGAGCCCGAGCACGCGGUCGCGAGGGCUCGCGGCGAUGGCAACUCGGACGACGAGUCGGCCAACGUCGAGGAGGACCCGGAAUUGGCUGAGCUGGCCAAGUUGCGUUGUCCUAGCGAGCGAGCCGAGGUCCAGGCCGAGAGGGAGGCCCGCAGACGGAAGAGAUGCGCCGAUUAUCCCGGGCUCGCCUUCGGCUGCUCCAUAUUCUCCAGCGACACGAUGAUGAAGUUUAAUUUGAUAAAGAACGAACUGCAGAAUAUCAUGGGCAAUCAGCUGAAGCGGGCUGAAUCUGAAGUCGCAGCCUUGAAUCGCCGCAUUCAGCUGUUGGAGGAGGACCUCGAGAGAUCCGAGGAGCGUCUUGCCACUGCCACUGCCAAAUUGGCGGAGGCGUCGCAGGCUGCCGAUGAGAGCGAACGCGCCCGCAAGAUUCUUGAGAAUCGCAGCUUGGCGGAUGAAGAGCGCAUGGACGCCCUCGAGAAUCAGCUGAAGGAGGCCAGAUUCCUUGCUGAAGAAGCCGACAAGAAAUACGAUGAGGUCGCCCGUAAAUUGGCCAUGGUUGAGGCCGAUCUAGAACGCGCCGAGGAGCGUGCGGAGGCCGGAGAGUCCAAGAUCGUAGAGCUUGAAGAAGAAUUACGCGUCGUCGGCAAUAACUUGAAGUCCCUUGAAGUCUCAGAGGAAAAGGCAACGCAGAGAGAGGAGACGUUCGAGGGCCAGGUGAAGAUUCUGGAUAGUCAAUUGAAAGAGGCUGAAGCACGUGCCGAGUUCGCGGAAAGAUCCGUGCAGAAACUCCAGAAGGAGGUUGACAGGCUCGAAGACGAACUCGUCCACGAGAAAGAGAAGUACAAAUACAUCUGCGACGACCUGGACCUCACUUUCACCGAAUUGGUUGGUUAAAUCGGUUUACCGAAUACCUGCAUCCGUUGUCGAAUUAUUUGUACAUCAAUGCUAUUCGAUCGCUGUCGACUCACAUCAUCGAUGCAUACUUUUGUCAUCGAAUAACUAAAAGUCAAUAUGUAUUAUUAUAAAUAUGUUUCGCGUUCUCUAAAUAUGCUCAUUUUUUAUUUAUCUACAUCAAAUUUCUAUUAUACUUUCGGUUUUCAGAGAACGUAGAGCAGUCAUAGGGCCGCGAUGAUUUAUUUAUUUCGAAACACCGCUUAUAUGUAUAUAAAUCAAAAUUACAAACAUAAUUUUUAAUGUAGUUAUAAUUAUAUUAGGCUGCUUUAACAAUCAAGCACAUGGUAAAUAAAACAAGUGCAAUCCGAUCUCUGUACUAUUAAUAAAACAUUGAGUUCUGAAAAUAUCUUGAUUCCUCCGUCAUAAAUAACGCGACUUAAAAUUCUCGAUGCUGUACAAGGCCAUUUUUGUUUCGAAUAUUCCCAAAAAAAAGAACAAAUAAAAAAAGAUCAGAAUUUGA
Camponotus floridanus (Florida carpenter ant) is the source of this 2109-nucleotide messenger RNA. RefSeq names its product tropomyosin (gene Tm1). Gene Ontology annotation, molecular function: actin filament binding. The coding region runs from base 243 to 1589 and encodes 448 amino acids. Gene Ontology annotation, biological process: muscle contraction; actin filament organization. NCBI's taxonomy places the organism in Eukaryota, Metazoa, Arthropoda, Insecta, Hymenoptera, Formicidae. Gene Ontology annotation, cellular component: actin filament. The record is from RefSeq and is a predicted model, not a curated record. The transcript has 8 exons.